Molecule: messenger RNA, 3693 nt
Organism: Anarrhichthys ocellatus (wolf-eel)
Lineage: Eukaryota; Metazoa; Chordata; Actinopteri; Perciformes; Anarhichadidae
Product: phosphatidylinositol 4,5-bisphosphate 3-kinase catalytic subunit alpha isoform
Biological process (GO): phosphatidylinositol-3-phosphate biosynthetic process; cell migration; phosphatidylinositol-mediated signaling
Cellular component (GO): phosphatidylinositol 3-kinase complex, class IA; plasma membrane; cytoplasm
Molecular function (GO): 1-phosphatidylinositol-3-kinase activity; 1-phosphatidylinositol-4-phosphate 3-kinase activity
Source: RefSeq, a predicted model, not a curated record
GGAUGAGCCAACACCCACUCCCCCCUACCUCCGCCUCCUCCGACACAUUGUUCUCCCGGCGAGCAGCAGCUUCUACAGACAGACAGGCAGGCAGACAGACAUAUUGACAUGCAGACAGACAUAUUGACAUGCAGACAGACAGACAGACAGGCACACUGACAGGCAGACAGACAGGUCUCCGGUGUGAACGUUCGGAGGUUUUUAACGGAUUCACCGGCUGAUAAACAGGAGACAAAGACAGAGAGACAGACAUGCUGACAGAGAGACAGACAGAUAGACAGACUGACGGGCAGAGACGCUAUGACCAGAGGCACGCGCCGCUGGACCGACAGGCAGGAGCUCAGGUAGCCCAGCGCUGAGGUGAGGCUGCUUGUGAUUGGUGGUUGCCAUGGUGCCCAGGCCGUCUUCGGGGGAGCUGUGGGGGCUCCAUCUGAUGCCCCCCCGCAUCCUGGUGGACUGCUGCCUGCCCAACGGGAUGAUGGUGAGUCUGGAGUGUCUCAGAGAAACUCCUCUCAUCAGCAUCAAGCAGCAGCUCUUCACUGAGGCCAGGAAGUACCCGCUCUACCACCUGCUGCAGGAGGAGUCAAGCUACAUCUUUAUGGGCGUGAACCAGGAGGCGGAGAGGGAGGAGUUCUACGACGAGACGAGGCGGCUGUGCGACCUCCGACUGUUUCACCCGAUCCUGAAGGUCAUCGAGCCGCUGGGCAACCGGGAGGAGAAGAUCCUGAACCGGGAGAUAGGGUUCGCCAUCGGGAUGCCGGUCUGUGAGUUCGAGAUGAUGAAGGACCCGGAGGUCCAGGACUUCCGUCGCUCCAUACUGAGCGUGUGCAGAGAGGCCAUGGAGGAAAGGGGGGGGGGGGGGGGCCACAGCCAGGCGCUCUACGUCUACCCCCCCAACCUGGAGUCCAGCCCACAACUCCCACAGCACAUCUAUAGCAAGCUGGACAAAGGGAGGUUGAUUGUAACCAUCUGGGUCAUCGUGUCUCCGUCCAACUCCAAACAGAAAUACACUCUGAAGGUGACUCACGACAGUUUACCUGAGCAGCUGAUAGCAGAGUCCAUCAGGAAGAAAAGCCGAUCGAUGCACCUGUCACCUCAACAGCUCCGCCUCUGUGUUCAGGAGUACCAGGGGCAGUACAUCCUGAAGGUGUGUGGCUGUGAUGAGUACCUGUUGGAGAAGUAUCCUCUCAGUCAGUACAAGUAUAUCCGGUCCUGUAUCAUCGUGGGUCGUCUUCCACACCUGAUGCUGGUCUCCAAAGACAGCCUUCACUCUCAGCUACCUGGCUCUGGCUUUGUCACACCCUCAUACAGUCGUCGAACUCCUCAGCCGUCUCCCUGUCCAGGAGGAGGAGAUGGUUCUCCUCCUCGCUCUCUGUGGGCCUUCAACACUCUGCUGAGGGUCCGACUGCUCUGCGCCACUUACGUUAACGUCAACAUCCGAGACAUCGACAAGAUCUAUGUGAGGACAGGAAUCUAUCACGGUGGAGAGCCGCUCUGUGACAACGUCAACACCCAGAGAGUCCCCUGUUCUAACCCCAGGUGGAACGAGUGGCUGGCCUAUGACAUCUACCUGGCUGAUCUACCUCGCUCAGCCAGACUCUGCCUGUCGAUCUGCUCUGUGAAGGGAAGAAAAGGAGCCAAGGAGGAGCACUGUCCUCUGGCCUGGGGCAACGUGAACCUGUUUGACUACACAGACAUCCUGGUUUCGGGUAAAGUGGCUCUGAGUCUUUGGCCGGUCCCUCACGGCCUCGAGGACCUCCUCAAUCCCAUCGGAGUCGCAGGUUCAAAUCCCAACAAGGAGACUCCCUGUGUGGAGCUGGAGUUCUCCUGGUUUAAUCAGACGGUUGUGUUUCCUGAUGAGCAGCAGAUAGAAGAACACGCUAACUGGACCGUCAGCCGAGAGCUGGGCUACACCUACUGCCACGGAGUGAGCAGUCGUCUGGCCUGUGACAGCAGAACUUCAGCAAGUGAUGCAGAGCAGCUUCGUUCUCUUUGCUCCAGAGAUCCUCUAUAUGAACUCUCAGAGCAGGAGAAGGACUUCCUAUGGAGGCACAGACAUUACUGUGUAAACAUACCAGAGUCUCUUCCUAAGCUGCUUCUGUCCGUCAAAUGGAACUCUCGAGACGAAGUGUCCCAGAUGUACUGCUUGCUGAAGGAGUGGCCUCUAAUGGAACCUGAAUCUGCUCUGGAGUUGUUGGACUGUAACUUUCCUGAUCCGAUGGUCAGAGAGUUCGCUCUGCGCUGCCUGGUACAAGGCCUGACUGACGAUAAGCUGUCACAGUACCUGCUGCAGCUCGUACAGGUGUUAAAGUACGAAAUGUACCUGGACAAUCCUCUGGCUCGGUUCCUGAUAAAGAAAGCUCUGACCAAUCAGAGGAUAGGACACUUCUUCUUCUGGCAUCUCAAGUCAGAGAUGCACAAUAAGACGGUGUCCCGUCGGUUUGGUCUGCUGCUGGAAGCUUUCUGCAGAGCCUGUGGCAUGUACCUGAAGCACCUUAACAGACAGGUGGAGGCCAUGGAUAAACUGGUUAACUUGACCGACACACUGAAACAAGAGAAGAAGGAUGAAACACAAAAAACUCAGAUGAAGUUCCUGGUUGAACACAUGUCUCGUCCAGAUUACAUGGAGGCUCUUCAGGGAUUCGUCUCUCCUCUGAACCCUGUUCACCAGCUAGGGAACCUCAGACUGGAGGAGUGCAGGAUCAUGUCAUCAGCGAAGCGCCCCCUGUGGUUGAACUGGGAGAAUCCUGACAUUAUGUCUGAGCUGCUCUUCACCAACAACGAGAUCAUCUUCAAGAACGGAGACGACCUGCGUCAGGACAUGCUGACUUUGCAGAUCAUUAAGAUCAUGGAGAACAUCUGGCAGAACCAGGGCCUGGACCUGCGCAUGCUGCCGUAUGGCUGUCUGUCCAUUGGAGACUGUGUGGGACUGAUCGAGGUGGUGAAGAACAGUUUCACCAUCAUGCAGAUCCAGUGUAAAGGAGGCCUGAAGGGGGCGCUGCAGUUCAACUCCAACACACUGCACCACUGGAUCAAAGACAAGAACAGAGGAGAGGCGUACGACCGAGCCAUUGACCUGUUCACCAGGUCCUGUGCAGGUUACUGUGUUGCGACUUUCAUCCUCGGAAUCGGAGACCGACACAACUCCAACAUCAUGGUGAAGGAGAACGGGCAGCUGUUCCACAUCGACUUCGGUCACUUCCUGGACCACAAGAAGAAGAAGUUCGGGUACAAGAGGGAGCGAGUUCCCUUCGUUCUGACUCAGGACUUCCUGAUCGUCAUUAGUAAAGGAGUCCAGGAGUCCACCAAGACCAAGGAGUUCGAGAGGUUCCAGGAGAUGUGUUAUAAAGCCUACCUGGCCAUCCGACAGCACGCCAGCCUCUUCAUCAACCUGUUCUCCCUCCUGCUGGGCUGCGGGAUGCCCGAGCUGCAGAGCUUCGACGACAUCGCCUACCUGAGGAAAACGCUGGCUCUGGAGAAGAGCCAGCAAGAAGCGUUGGAGUAUUUCACCAAACAGAUGAACGACGCUCAUCACGGAGGAUGGAGCACCAAGAUGGACUGGAUCUUCCACACCAUCAGACACAUGCCCAACGAACACUAACAUAUAUAUACUCUAACAUUAUUCAAACGACUCAUACUGAACGGUUUAAUAUGAAGAUGUACAUAGUUACAGCCUUAAAAAUGAAUAACAAC